UACAGAAAAGAAGGAAAAAGAAUAUGGGUAGCCUUGAAGUGGAGAGAACAACAACAGGAUGGGCUGCAAGAGACUCCUCUGGAAUUCUCUCGCCCUACACCUACACUCUUAGGAACACUGGUCCGGAAGAUGUUUAUGUCAAAGUCCUAAGCUGUGGGAUUUGCCACUCUGAUCUUCACCAGGUCAAAAAUGACCUUGGCAUGUCAAACUAUCCAAUGGUUCCCGGGCAUGAGGUGGUUGGUGAGGUGUUGGAGGUGGGAUCAGAUGUGACCAAGUUCAGAGUAGGAGAUGUGGUUGGAGUUGGCCUCCUUGUGGGUUGCUGCAGAAGCUGCAACCCAUGCAAAACAGACAACGAGCAAUACUGCAACAAGAAAAUCUGGUCUUACAAUGACACUUAUUCCGAUGGCAAACCCACCCAAGGGGGUUUCGCUGGUGAACUGGUCGCUGAUCAAAAGUUUGUGGUGAAGAUACCGGACGGCAUGGCCUGGGAACAGGCUGCGCCGCUACUAUGCGCCGGCGUGACGGUGUACAGCCCACUGAAGCACUUUGGUCUAAAUGUGAGCGGAUUAAGAGGAGGAAUAUUAGGACUUGGGGGUGUAGGACACAUGGGGGUGAAGAUAGCAAAGGCCAUGGGGCACCAUGUGACUGUGAUAAGUUCUUCAGACAGGAAAAAAGAGGAGGCUUUGGAGCAUGUUGGGGCAGAUGAGUUCUUGGUCAGCUCAGAUGCCACUAAAAUGCAAGAGGCUGCAGACUCAUUGGAUUACAUCAUUGACACAGUGCCUGUUGUCCACCCACUAGAGCCCUACCUCUCUCUGUUGAGGCUUGAUGGAAAAUUAAUCUUGAUGGGUGUUAUUGGUGCCCCUUUACAAUUUGUCUCCCCCAUGGUCAUGCUUGGGAGGAAAUCAAUCACAGGGAGCUUUGUGGGAAGCAUGAAGGAAACAGAGGAGAUGCUUGAGUUUUGCAAAGAUAAAGGAUUGACAUCAAUGAUUGAAGUGGUUAAGAUGGAUUAUGUCAACACAGCCUUUGAGAGGUUGGAGAAGAAUGAUGUUAGGUACAGGUUCGUUGUGGAUGUGGCCGGCAGCAAUCUUAAUCCAUAGAGAGAUAAGAAGAAGAAAAAAAACCACAGAAUUCUGUUUUUUUAUACAGAGCUUUCUGUUUUAAUAAAGAAAGAAAAAAGCUGAAAUGGUGCUUUCAUUUCAUAUGAGUGGAUGUUUAUUUUCGUUUUGUUUUGUUUUUAAGUAUUUGGAUAGUGUGAUUGAGGUGAGGAGGGGCCAAUUUGAUUUGGUGUGGGAUGAUGACUGUGAAACAAGGAAAGAUACCAAACUUUAGGUGAGAA
Prunus mume (Japanese apricot) is the source of this 1336-nucleotide messenger RNA. Its product is annotated as putative cinnamyl alcohol dehydrogenase 1. Gene Ontology annotation, molecular function: zinc ion binding; oxidoreductase activity, acting on the CH-OH group of donors, NAD or NADP as acceptor. The record is from RefSeq and is a predicted model, not a curated record. NCBI's taxonomy places the organism in Eukaryota, Viridiplantae, Streptophyta, Magnoliopsida, Rosales, Rosaceae.